CUCAGGCUCUUGCCUCGCCCCUAAGCUCUCGCCGGGUCCCGGGCUCUAGUCCCGCCCCCAGAGGGCGGGGGCGGAGCGGGACCGCGGCUGGCUGGUUACUCCGGCUAGUAGCCGAAGUGCUAGUCCCGGGAAGCCGGGAGAAGCUACGGUCGCUGUCGCGCCUGGGCUUCCGGGAGAGCGUCGCCGUCGGGGAGCUCCAGCGCAGCGUCCGCAUUCAGCAUGAUGGACUUGGAGUUGCCGCCGCCCGGACUACAGUCCCAGCAGGACAUGGAUUUGAUUGACAUACUCUGGAGGCAAGAUAUAGAUCUUGGGGUAAGUCGAGAAGUGUUUGAUGUCAGUCAGCGACAGAAGGAUUAUGAGCUGGAAAAACAGAAAAAACUUGAAAAAGAAAGACAAGAACAACUUCAAAAGGAGCAGGAGAAGGCCUUUUUUGCUCAGUUACAACUAGAUGAAGAGACGGGUGAAUUCCUCCCAAUUCAGCCAGCCCAACACAUCCAGACAGAAAACAGUGGAUCUGCCAACUACUCCCAGGUUUCCCACAUUCCCAAACCAGAUGCUUUGUACUUCGAUGACUGUAUGCAGCUUUUGGCAGAGACAUUCCCAUUUGUAGAUGACCAUGAGGUUUCUUCAGCUACAUUUCAGUCACUUGCCCCGGAUAUUCCCAACCAUGUUGAAAGCCCAGUCUUCAUUGAUCCUAAUCAGACUCAGUCACUUGAAAGUUCUCUUGAAGUAGCCAUGACGGAUUUAAACAACAUGCAGCAGGACAUGGAGCAAGUUUGGCAGGAGCUACUUUCCAUUCCAGAAUUACAGUGUCUUAACACUGAAAACACGCUGGUUGAGACUACGAAGGUUCCAAGUCCAGAAGCCAAACUGAUGGAAAUUGACAACAGUUACAGUUUUUAUUCAUCCAUACCCUCGCUGGAAAAAGAAGCCGGCCGCUGCAGUCCACACUUUCUUCAUGGUUUUGAGGAUUCUUUCAGCAGUAUCCUCUCCACAGAUGAUCCUAGCCAGCUGACAGUUAACUCAUUAGAUUCAGAUACCACAUUGAACACCGAUUUUGGUGAUGAAUUUUAUUCUGCUUUCAUAGCAGAACCCACUGUCAGUAACAGCAUGCCUUCUGCUACUGUCAGUCAGUCACUUUCUGAACUUCUAUGUGAGCCUAUUGAUGGCUGUGAUCUGUCACUUUGUAAAGCUUUCAACCAGAAGCACCCUGAAAACACAGAAUUCAAUGAUUCUGAUUCUGGCAUUUCAGUCAUCACUAGUCCCAGCAUAGCAUCCCCAGAACACUCAGUGGAAUCUUCUAUCUAUGGAGACCCACCACCUGGGUUCAGUGACUCUGAAAUGGAAGAGCUAGAUAGUGACCCUGGAAGUGUCAAACAGAAUGGUCCUAAAACACAGCCAACACAUUCUUCGGAGGAUACAGUGCAACCUCUGUCACCAGCUCGAGGGCACUGUGCUCCCAUACAUGAUGCCCAGUGUGAAAACACAACAAAAAAAGAAAUGCCUGUAAGUCCUGGUCAUCGAAAAGCUCCAUUCGCAAAAGACAAACAUUCAAGCCGCUUGGAGGCUCAUCUCACAAGAGAUGAGCUUAGGGCAAAGGCUCUCCAUAUCCCAUUCCCUGUUGAAAAAAUCAUUAACCUCCCUGUUGAUGACUUCAAUGAAAUGAUGUCCAAGGAGCAGUUCAAUGAAGCUCAACUUGCAUUAAUCCGAGAUAUACGUAGGAGAGGGAAGAAUAAAGUGGCUGCUCAGAAUUGCAGAAAAAGAAAACUGGAAAAUAUAGUAGAACUGGAGCAAGAUUUAGGUCACUUAAAAGAUGAAAAAGAAAAAUUACUCAAAGAAAAAGGAGAAAAUGACAGAAGCCUCCAUCUACUAAAAAAACAGCUCAGCACCUUGUAUCUUGAAGUCUUCAGCAUGUUACGCGAUGAAGAUGGAAAACCUUAUUCUCCUAGCGAAUACUCCCUGCAGCAAACCAGUGAUGGCAAUGUAUUCCUUGUUCCCAAAAGCAAGAAGCCAGAUGUUAGGAAAAACUAGGUUUGGAAAGAUUUAGCCUUUUCUGAGCUAGUGUUUUUAUCUUGUACUGUUCUACUAAAACUUCCUACUGUGAUGUGAAAUGCAGAAAUACACUUUAUAAGUAACUAUGCAAAAUUAUAGCCAAAACUAGUAUAGAAAGUAACGAAACUUUACAAAACAUUAAAAAUACCAAUGUUGGAUCAGUUUCAUUUUAACAAUGAACUUAAUCUCUUAGAGAACACCAUUUGGGCUAGUUUCUGUAUAAGUGUAAAUACUACAAAACUUAUUUAUACUGUUCUUAUUGCAUUUGUUACGUUCAUAGAUUUAUAUGACAUCUGGCUAAAGCAAAUUGUUGCAAAACUAACCACUAUACUUGUUUUUUAUAUACUGUAUGAACAAAGAAAAUGACAUUUUUAUAUUAAAUUGUUUAGCUCUGACAAAAACAAAAACACCCAAAAACCUUAAGGGGCUGGCACUAAUAAAGGAAUAUCAUGACUUAAA
Molecule: messenger RNA, 2511 nt
Organism: Nannospalax galili (Upper Galilee mountains blind mole rat)
Lineage: Eukaryota; Metazoa; Chordata; Mammalia; Rodentia; Spalacidae
Gene: Nfe2l2
Product: nuclear factor, erythroid 2 like 2
Exons: 5
Coding region: 220-2031 (603 amino acids)
Biological process (GO): regulation of transcription by RNA polymerase II; cellular response to oxidative stress
Cellular component (GO): nucleus
Molecular function (GO): DNA-binding transcription factor activity, RNA polymerase II-specific; RNA polymerase II cis-regulatory region sequence-specific DNA binding
Source: RefSeq, a predicted model, not a curated record